ACUAACCCUGCAAACAUGUCUGGAAAACCAGUUUGCGUUGCUGAUUUUGAAGAGUAUGCUAAGAAAUUCCUCCCCAAAUCAGUCUAUGAUUAUUACCGAUCCGGAGCAGAUGACCAGCAAACACUUGCAGAAAAUGUAGCAGCAUUUUCAAGAUGGAAGCUUUACCCCCGGGUGCUCAGGGAUGUGUCAGUAAUGGACUUGUCAACUACAGUCCUAGGGCAGAAAAUCAGCAUGCCCCUCUGCGUUGGAGCGACGGCGAUGCAGCGCAUGGCUCACCCUGAUGGAGAGACAGCUACUGCUAAAGCCUGCCAGGCAAUGGGAACAGGGAUGAUGCUGAGCUCCUGGGCCACCUCUUCCAUUGAAGAAGUGGCUGAAGCAGCUCCAGAUGGCCUGCACUGGCUGCAGCUUUAUGUGUACAAGGACCGGGAGGUUACCAAAUCCCUCGUGAGGCGUGCAGAGAGAGCAGGCUACAAAGGGAUCUUCGUGACAGCAGACACACCGUUCCUCGGCAGGCGCAUCGAUGACGUGCGCAACAAGUUCCAGCUUCCUCCCCACCUCAGAUUAAAAAACUUUUCAAGCAGUGACUUGGCAUUCUCCUCAGGGAAAGACUUUGGAGAAAAUAGUGGACUAUCUGUGUAUGUUGCUGAGGCAAUUGAUCCAAGCAUCAACUGGGAGGAUAUCAAGUGGCUACGAGGGCUGACCUCUCUGCCCAUCAUCGUGAAAGGAAUCCUCAGGGCUGAUGAUGCCAAAGAAGCUGUAAAGAUUGGGGUAAAUGGUAUUCUGGUGUCAAAUCAUGGAGCACGACAGCUUGAUGGGGUCCCUGCAACUAUUGAUGUCUUGCCUGAAAUCACUGAGGCUGUGGAGGGGAAGGUGGAGGUUUUCCUAGAUGGUGGUGUACGAAAAGGCACAGAUGUUAUCAAAGCUUUAGCUCUCGGUGCCAAAGCUGUAUUCAUUGGAAGACCUCUCAUCUGGGGCUUGGUUUAUCAAGGUGAAGAGGGAGCAAAAGAAGUUCUCCAGAUGCUGAAGGAGGAGUUUCGCCUGGCAAUGGCACUGUCAGGAUGCCAGAGAGUAGAAGAAAUUGGCAGAACGCUGAUAAGAAGACAUGAAGUAUUAUUUUCCAAGAUUUAAGACUGAAGACCAUCGCCUCCUGUGUUGCCCUUGCAUACAAAGUGUGCUACCAGACAAAAAGUUUCCACGUUUGCUAUUUGGGCCUCAUCCUGCAAUCCUGACUGGGAUAGGGUGGUCUAUAGGAGAUCGUUUGUUCGAGAAACUACUUGAUGCAAAUUUUACAGAUGGUUCUAAAUUCUCCUGGGCUCUUAAAGAAAGCUGCUCUACUGGGAGCUGUGAUUAGAGAUGGGCCUUUAUACUAGACCAACAGCAUCUUUGAGGAGUUUUGUAACAAAUACCUUUAUUAACAUAAAUGCCUGGAAGUAACUUAGUUAUUAAAGUGAAACUAUAAACAGAAAUAUUUUUAUAGCAAACAGCUAUCAAAAUGCAGAAAUUUAAAAUGUAAGAGAGAUUACUUGCUCACUGUUUACAGAAACUACACAAAACCCAUGGAAAUUAAAUCUUGCUUUCUCGCAUCAG
Molecule: messenger RNA, 1587 nt
Organism: Calypte anna (Anna's hummingbird)
Lineage: Eukaryota; Metazoa; Chordata; Aves; Apodiformes; Trochilidae
Gene: HAO1
Product: hydroxyacid oxidase 1
Exons: 8
Coding region: 16-1128 (370 amino acids)
Molecular function (GO): FMN binding; oxidoreductase activity
Source: RefSeq, a predicted model, not a curated record